Prunus armeniaca (apricot) is the source of this 2025-nucleotide messenger RNA. The record is from the annotation of a GenBank genome assembly. NCBI's taxonomy places the organism in Eukaryota, Viridiplantae, Streptophyta, Magnoliopsida, Rosales, Rosaceae.
AUGGUGAAUUAUAUGGUGGAACGCGCUACGAGCGACAUGCUCAUCGGCCCUGAUUGGGCCAUGAACAUCGAAAUCUGUGACAUGUGCAACCAUGACCCUGUGCAAGCAAAGGAUGUUGUUAAAGGUAUAAAGAAGCGCCUUGGAAGUAGGAAUUCAAAAGUUCAACUUCUAGCACUUACACUGUUGGAAACAAUAAUAAAGAAUUGUGGAGACAUUGUUCAUAUGCAUGUAGCAGAGAAAGACCUCCUCCAUGAGAUGGUAAAAAUAGUAAAAAAGAAGCCGGACUAUCAUGUCAAAGAGAAGAUAUUGAUCCUGAUAGAUACUUGGCAAGAAGCUUUUGGAGGGCCAAGAGCAAGAUAUCCACAAUAUUAUGCUGCAUACCAGGAAUUGUUGCGUGCUGGAGCAGUAUUCCCUCAAAGAUCUGACUCAGCUGCACCGCCUGUAUUCACGCCACCCCAGACACAACCAUUGACAUCAUUUCCUCAGAAUUUGCAAAAUCCAGAUUUUCCAAAAGAUGCAGCUGAGCCUUCUGCAGAAGCCGAGUUCCCAACCUUAAGCUUGACGGAAAUUCAGAAUGCACGGGGUAUUAUGGAUGUCUUGGCAGAAAUGCUAAGUGCAAUUGAUCCUGGGAACAAAGAGGGGCUUAGGCAGGAGGUUAUUGUUGAUUUGGUUGAGCAGUGUCGUACAUAUAAGCAGAGAGUGGUACACCUUGUUAACUCGACUUCGGAUGAAUCACUUUUGUGUCAAGGACUAGCGCUGAAUGAUGAUUUGCAACGUCUUCUAGCCAAGCAUGAAGCCAUUGCUUCAGGAAAUCCAGUUCAGCCAGAUAAACCCAAGUCAGGACCUUCUGGAGCACUUGUAGAUGUUGGUGGUCCUCUAGUUGACACUGGAAAUGACCACAAACAGCUAGAUGGGAGAUCUACCUCAAGUGCCGGUGCAGGGUCUAAUCCACUUAAUCAGUUAUUGCUUACUGCACCUCCUGCUACUAAUGGUCCAACUCCAACAACAAAGGUUGAUCCCAAGAUGGAUCUUCUUAGCGGUGAUGACUUUGGCUCACCAAAGGCAGAUUCACUGGCUCUUGUUCCUGUGAGUGGUCAACAGCCAACCGCUCCUCUAGCCAAAUCAAUCCUUCACCACCCCAAUUCCAACAGCAGCAGAAUUUUCAAGCUUCACAAGGAGGUUUUUACCCAAAUGGAAGUGCCCCGAACAUGGGGGGCCCCUCAGUAUGAACAGGCACAGGCACAGUACACACAAGGUGCUGGUCCUGCCUGGAAUGGUCAGAUUGUGCAGUCGCAGCAGCCACCUUCACCAGGCUACGGUUCACCAACUAGUGGAUCAUUACCACCACCUCCCUGGGAAGCUCAGUCAACAGAUGAUGGUAUCCCAGUCGCAGGUCCUCGCUACCCUCAACCACCAGUGCAAGUUACUACCAAAGUGGUUGUCACACAUGGGCAGGGUGGUUUCAAUCCCCAGGGACCUCAACCGACAGGGAGUGACCAGGUAGUAGGUAUGUACAUCCAGCCAAUUACGACCACCCAUUUGUCAGCAAUCAACAACCAGGUUGGUCCAAGCAGUCAUUUGGGUUUGCCUGCUCAACCAGUCCAAGGGCCAUAUACGGGUAUGACUCCGCAGGCCAUUCAAGCGGGCCAGAUGACAUCUAUGUAUCCUCAACAAAUGUAUGGUAAUCAAAUGGUCCCCUAUGGCUACGAUCAGCAACAGCAACAGCAGCAUCAAGUGUAUGCCCUUCAGCAACAGCAACAUCAACAAGCGUAUGCACUUCAGCAACAGCAACAGCAACAGUAUGCCCUUCAGCAACAACAACAAGCAUAUGCCCUUCAGCAGCAAAUGUAUGGUCUUUCUGUUAGAGAUGAUAAUGGUAUGAAAAACUCAUACCAGGUUUCCGCUCCAUCUUAUGUUACGCCCAGCAAGCCAUCCAGGCCGGAGGACAAGCUAUUUGGAGACCUUGUUGACUUUGCAAAACUCAAGCCAACUAAACCCACCUCUGGUGCAGCCGGUAGCGUCUGA